Messenger RNA from Empidonax traillii (willow flycatcher), 537 nucleotides. RefSeq names its product C-type lectin domain family 5 member A-like. The record is from RefSeq and is a predicted model, not a curated record. The coding region runs from base 1 to 537 and encodes 178 amino acids. NCBI's taxonomy places the organism in Eukaryota, Metazoa, Chordata, Aves, Passeriformes, Tyrannidae. The transcript is spliced from 5 exons.
AUGGCAGAAAAUGUUAUUUAUGCUGACUUGAACCUGCCUGAAUCAACCACACCCAGACUGCAGCAGGUCACUGAUGUGCAAGGUUCCACGUACGCAGAACUGAGAGUGAAAGCCCAAGGCACAGAUGCUGCAGGGAGCCACUCGUCAGCAGCCUGCCCCAAACAGUGGGAAAAACACGGGAGAAAAUGCUACUUCUUUCCUCCAUUUAAACAACAGGACUGGAAUUCCUCCCGUGAGGAAUGUGCUGCCAUGGGGUCAGACCUGGUGGUCAUUGACAACGAGGAUGAACUGCAUUACCUCACUGAGCGAUCAAAACACAAUUACUACUUACUUGGUCUCACAUACUCUGAGAGGGAGCAGAAGUGGAAGUGGAUUAACAGCGUGGAACAUGACCCAGCCCUGUUUAAUAUAAUUGGACAUUUUCGUGCCUAUCACUGCACAGUCAUUGGAUUUGGUAAAGUACAAAUUGCACCUUGUGGUGGAUCUCCAACAACUGAAAAUAUGUGUGAAAGAGCUGCAACGAUGUCAGAAAGGUAG